Molecule: messenger RNA, 237 nt
Organism: Priceomyces carsonii
Lineage: Eukaryota; Fungi; Ascomycota; Pichiomycetes; Serinales; Debaryomycetaceae
Exons: 1
Coding region: 1-237 (78 amino acids)
Source: RefSeq, a predicted model, not a curated record
AUGCUUUGCACAAAUGCAAAAGAUAUUCUAUUCGAAACUUUAAAAAGCGAGUCUUUAAAAGAUAAAAGAAUAAAAUUGAAGAUAAUCGACAUUAUGAAAUCUGAAAAUCAAAAAUGGUUUGACAUAUACUGUUACGAUGUCCCGGUUUUGCAUAUAGAAACUACUGGCGAAGAGACUCCUAUUAAGUUCAUGCAUUACUUUGAUAAAUCGAAGAUUCUUGAACAAUUGAAUAAGUGA